Messenger RNA from Cherax quadricarinatus, 3261 nucleotides. The record is from RefSeq and is a predicted model, not a curated record. NCBI's taxonomy places the organism in Eukaryota, Metazoa, Arthropoda, Malacostraca, Decapoda, Parastacidae.
ACAAACCCUGACCACCACCACACACAAACAAACCCUGACCACCACCACACACAAACAAUCCCUGACCAGCACCACACACAAACAAACCAUGACCACCACCAACACAAACAAACCCUGACCAGCACCACACACAAACAAACCCUGACCACCACCACACACAAACAAACCCUGACCACCACCACACAACAAACCAUGACCACCACUACGUACAACCUAGCCAUCAUCACUUCUUGACAACCCAGCAAACAAAGUACGUAAACAGCUAAAAAUAAACAGAUUUUUGUUGAUUGUGCUUCUCUGAUAAUAGACAUCGUAAUUACCAGUUUUAAAUCAGUUUUUCACACACUUAGUUUUGACUUAAACGAAGAGCCUUUGAAAAUAUCUCCGCUUUAUUUUUCAGACACAGCAGCAGAAACAGUGAAUGGGGAACAAGAAUAACACAAAACGCAACGAACAGCAGCACUAGAAGAAACAUGAAAAAUAAUACUAGUAAUAGUAGCAGUUUUAGUGGAAUUGAUGUUGGUAGUAUUAGUGGUAAUAUUAACAGAAACUCCAGCAAAAGCAGCAGCAGCAGCAGUGGGAGUAGCAACAAUAGCAGCAGUAGCAGAGGCAAUAGCAGUUGGAAUAGUAGCAGUAGAAGUAAUAGCAGCAGCAAUAGUAGUAUCAGUAAUAGUAGCAAGAAUAUUAAUAGCAGCAGCAACAGCAACGGCAGUAGUAGUAGUAAUAGCAACAGCAUCAGUAGUACCAGCAAUAGCAAUAGUAUCAGUAGCAACAAUAGUAGUAGUAUCAGUAUGGAGGUGUGGUCAGCAACGAAUGGAUGGGGUUUAAAGGUGGAAAGGUGCCACCCACACCCCUACCACCACACCUGUGUCACCUUUCCCCCAUUUAUCACCCAAGGGCUCAACCUACCCCCAAAAGAAGCUCACCCACACACCCCACCCACUCAGGGUGAAGGGAUCACCCUCUCCGUAAUCAAUCAGAGGAAACCAGCUCUAAUCUUCCACAGGGUGUUCCCACUUGGGUUGUAUUGGGCUCACUGGGCGGACCUGGAGUGGCACUUGGAGCGCGUGGCACCGGGGCGGGUAGUGGUGAUGACGGUGUCAGUGUUUGGCGCUAUUGGACUUCGUCACGCUGCUCAAAGCCUCGCCCAUUUGGGUUCAGUCUUUGCCCUUUACCUCACGCCCCGGGCUUGUUGGACGUGGGUGUUCAUCAAGGGUGGACGCACCAUCUCAGAGACUGUUAUUCUUCAAGGCAUCGCUCAACACAAGGCGCACCUCAUCCUUCCUCUGUCACACAUGCCGAUGCCAUGGAACUCCAACAAGAACCAGAGGGUUGAAGAAGAGCGCUGGCAGUACUGCGAGGCUCAUGGUGCCAUGGGUGGGCUCUGUGAUGAGUGGUCCCCAGACCCAUUACCAUUGCUCUCUGCUCCACCCGUGGGUCAGCAGACGACCCUUGCUGGGGUGGGUGUGGUGGUGACAGCAGGUAAUAGACACCAGUAUCUCUACCACACCCUCACCACCCUGCUGGCCACACCAGGGGCACAACAACACAACGUCCUCGUUGUCCUCGGUGAUGCCCCGCCGUCCACAACACAACUUCUUCGUCUUCUCGACAUCAACUUCACCAAAGUUGCCAUCCAGGGACAAGACAAUACUAAGCUCUUCCGCUACUACCGCAGUGUUUUCCAAUUAGCAGUCAACACCUUCCCCGACGCUCCAGCGGUCAUAUUCCUCGAUGAAGACGUCGAAGUCUCGCCAGACUUCUUCUCCUUCAUGAGCCAGACUCUCUGGCUGCUCCACGCUGACCCAACUAUCUAUUGCAUCAAUGCUUUCUCUAUCACAGGUGUGUCUAACCGAACUUUCAAUCCCUCACGAGUUUUCCGAGGUUCCGUUCAGGUCAUGUGGGGGUACGCGGUGACGCCCCAAUUUAUCCAGGAAGCCUUGAUCAAGUGGCCGGAAGACGAGCAUAACACCAACAUGAUAAUCUAUGACUUUUGGCUUUACAUGAAUGUCAGGCGAGGAAGAGAAUGCGUCUUUCCGGAAGUUGGCCGUAGCUCUCACUAUGGCGUGGGCACCAACUACCAUUCUCUGUUAGCGGAGGUGGCCUUUGUGGGCAGGCCGAUGGUCCGGGAAUCCGGCGUGCCUUUGGUCGGAGUUUCAAAACUUCAGCUGCCUACCUGGCGCCAGGAGCUCUCUAACAACAUUACCGCAGCAACACCGCUCCUGGGUAAUCCUUGCAAUGAAGAUUUCAUGCCCUCACUCAACCCAAAGCAGCUCUAUGUGUUCUACUACAGGCAGGACACCAAUGAGAAAGGCACACCAGAUGGGAGGCAGUAUUUUGUUUUGCUUGAUUGUGUGGGUGGGUGGGCGCAGUCUGUCCAGGGCCAUCACGAGGGGGUGAGCAUCAUAACCAUCUCAAUCUUCACUACUCUCUACGUGGUGGGGAUUCCCUACUCCUCCUACUCUCAUCUUAAGCCUCCAGGUCUCCAGCUGUGGAACGUCGACAGCCUCUCAGAAGAGGAGUUCUGAGUAGUAAAUCUCAAGAAAUUCUGCUUUUAGAUUUUACUCCUAGUAGCGAGUUUAUUGGGCAGCACCACUCAUCCUUCAAGUGUACUUUCCUAAAAGCUAAAUAAAUGGCUUGCUAUUGGUGGUAUUACCUCUAUCUUCGGAUGUUUGAAUAUCCACGAAUCAUUGCCUUUAUAAUGAAGAAUUUUUGUUUCUGCAGGUAUCACUACCUUUACAACUUAUCAUUUGCAAAUUGCAUAUUUUUGUCGGUUAUAUACAAUACCGACAAGACGGUUAAGAAACAUUUCGCUUGAUCAACAGGUUUCUUCAGUCGAAUACAGAAGAAUAUAACACAGAAAACAGAAAUGAACAGGUAAUUUCAGGGUGAGCAGUUCUUUAACUUUAGGCAAAAGUAGAGGAAUGAGGCCAGCCCUUAUAUACUGGAACAAAAGUGAGGUGUAGCAGGUGAAAAUGAAGGCAAAUGUGAGCAGGGCCUACUAGUGGUAGUAGAUCAUACUAAAAUCUGGCAGGUUCAAAUUAAAUCUUAAGUCAAAGAUAUUUGCAGUUCAAAAGCUGCUAAGAAUUAAAUAACAAAGAGGUACAAUACCGUGACUAGAACAGUACAUAAAUAACCUGCACAUAGAGAGAAAAGCUUAUGACGACGUUUCAGUCCGACUUGGACCAUUUACAAAUUCACACUGACAGAAGGGGACAAAGACAGUAGAAAGAGAAGAAGAAAAAGUACUGGUGGUUGUGG